UUUUCCGAUGACAGCGGAUCAAAGGAACCAAGAUGUCUGUCCAUUUCGUGUAAAGUCACUUUUGAGGAAAAAGACAUAUUUUUCAGUGCAAAUAUAUAAUUAAUAAGUUAUGAUUUGAUGUAAUUAGUGCUGUGAGUAAUUUAAAUUUAGGAAAAAUGUCGGUCGAUCGGGAAAUACCCGCAGAGGACAGUAUUAAAGUAGUGUGCAGAUUUCGACCCUUAAAUGACUCGGAAGAAAAGGCUGGGUCGAAAUUCGUAGUCAAGUUUCCCCAAGGAGCAGAUGAAAAUUGCAUUUCGAUAGCGGGCAAAGUAUAUUUAUUCGAUAAAGUUUUUAAACCAAAUGCAACACAAGAAAAAGUAUAUAAUGAAGCAGCGAAAAGCAUCGUCACUGAUGUUCUAUCCGGAUUCAACGGCACCAUAUUCGCGUAUGGGCAGACAUCAUCUGGUAAAACACAUACGAUGGAAGGUGUCUUAGGUGAUCCCCAGAAACAGGGAAUCAUUCCAAGAAUAGUAAAUGACAUAUUUAAUCACAUCUACGCUAUGGAAGAAAAUUUAGAAUUUCACAUUAAAGUAUCAUAUUUUGAAAUUUACAUGGAUAAAAUUAGAGAUUUAUUAGAUGUCUCAAAAAUUAAUUUAAGUGUUCACGAAGACAAAAAUCGGGUACCCUUCGUCAAAGGGGCAACUGAAAGGUUUGUCUCAAGCCCCGAAGAAGUAUUCGAAGCUAUAGAAGAAGGAAAAUCUAAUAGGCACAUCGCUGUAACAAAUAUGAACGAACAUUCGUCUAGGUCUCAUUCAGUAUUUUUAAUAAAUGUUAAACAAGAAAAUUUAGAAAACCAAAAGAAACUAUCAGGGAAACUUUAUUUAGUAGAUUUGGCUGGUUCCGAAAAAGUGUCGAAAACAGGCGCCGAAGGUACUGUUUUGGACGAAGCUAAAAAUAUUAACAAGUCUCUGUCGGCUUUAGGAAACGUAAUUAGUGCAUUAGCGGAUGGUAACAAAACUCACAUUCCUUACAGAGACUCUAAACUAACCAGAAUCCUUCAGGAAUCGCUCGGAGGAAACGCCAGGACGACGAUCGUUAUUUGUUGUUCUCCUGCUAGCUUUAACGAAUCUGAAACUAAAUCGACGUUAGAAUUUGGUAAAAGAGCGAAAACUGUAAAGAACGUUGUCUGUGUCAACGAAGAAUUAACAGCAGAAGAAUGGAAACGAAGAUACGAAAGGGAAAAGGAAAAGGUAGCGCGAUUGAAGGGAAAAUUAGAAAAAUUAGAGGACGAACUCAACAGGUGGCGAAGUGGAGAAACAGUGAAAGUAGAAGAACAAGUAAACCUCAACGAAAUAUCCGACGCAGUUACCCCAGUAGCAAUGGAAGAGAGCGUCAUCGCGGAGAAACCUUCCGGUCCUCUUCCUGCCACUCCGGCUCUAAUGAUCGGCUCCACGUUAGGUUUAGAAGAAAGAACCAAAUUGGAAUUGGAAAGAGAACGAUUAUACCAACAGCUGGAUGAGAAAGAUGAAGAAAUUAAUCAACAGAGCCAGUAUGUCGAGAAACUGAAGGAGCAGAUGUUAGAACAGGACGAACUCAUCGCCAGUACGAGAAGGGACUAUGAGGCCUUGCAGGCUGAAAUGAACAGGAUACAACAAGAAAACGAAAGCGCCAAAGAAGAAGUCAAAGAAGUUUUGCAAGCGCUCGAAGAAUUGGCCGUCAACUACGACCAGAAGAGUCAAGAAGUCGAAGCUAAAAACAAAGAAAUGGAAUCUCUCUCUGAAGAACUCAUGCAAAAACAGACUAACCUUAACUCCACUACCACCGAAUUGCAACAAUUGCGUGACAUGAAUAACCACCAGAAGAAGAGAAUCACUGAGAUGCUGAGUAAUCUACUGAAGGAGUUAGGAGAGAUAGGCAGUUCGCUGGGAGGAGGGGACGGUCAAGAUAUUAAGAUAUCUAACGAUGUGGCUAAAUUAGAAGAAGAAUUUACGGUUGCACGAUUGUACAUUUCCCGUAUGAAAAGUGAAGUCACAAGCCUUACACAGCGAUUGCAAGAGAUCGAAAACAAAGAACAGGACAGCAACAAAAAAGUUACUGAAUACGAGAAGGAAUUGGCUGAGUGUCGAUUGUUGAUUUCCCAACAUGAAGCUAGGAUGAAGAGCUUGCAGGAGUCCAUGAGGGAAGCUGAGAACAAGAAGAGAUUGUUAGAAGAGAAUAUCGAUGCGCUGAGGGAGGAAUGUGCUAAAUUGAAAGCAGCAGAACAGGUGCAAAGUGCGAGUGAGAGUGAAAAGAAGGAAGCCAAUGAACUUCGUGUAGCUUUGGAACAGCAAAUGGACCAGUUGAGAGAUGUCCACCAGAAACAAGUUGCGGCAUUGAGGGAUGAGAUAGCAGAAAAGCAGAGCUUGAUAAACGAUAUCAAAGAUUCAAACCAAAAGCUCACUCUGGCCCAGCAACAACUCCAAGCAGAUUAUGAGAAGAUCAAGUCCGACGAGACCGAGAAGUCCAGCAAACUGCAGGAACUCAUCGCUACGAACGAGAGACGCGAACAGGCGAGAAAAGACCUCAAAGGACUCGAAGACACUGUCGCCAAAGAACUACAGACUCUGCACAACCUGAGAAAAUUGUUCGUGCAAGAUUUGCAGGCACGUAUGAAGAAAAAUCUUUCGUCGGAAGACAAUGAGGAAGACGGCGGCUCUCUGGCUCAAAAACAGAAGAUAUCGUUCCUCGAAAACAAUCUCGAUCAAUUGACAAAAGUCCACAAGCAGUUGGUACGAGACAACGCGGAUCUGCGCUGUGAACUUCCCAAACUCGAAAAGAGACUACGAGCUACGAUGGAAAGAGUCAAAGCACUGGAAACUGCACUGAAGGAAGCCAAAGAAGGCGCGAUGAGAGACCGGAAAAGAUACCAAUACGAGGUUGACCGCAUUAAAGAGGCUGUGAGGCAGAAGAACCUCGCAAGAAGAGGCCCAGCAGCCACAAUCGCCAAACCAAUCAGGGCAGGGCAACACAACACGGUUAACGUAGCUGGUAACCCCGUCAUUAGAACUGGAGGCAUCAACAUGGCCAACAGAUCGACCGACGACCAGAAACGUAGGUCUGUUAUUGGUGGAGAUAAAGAUUGAGUCGCCAGCCAUCUUGUCAGGUGCUUGAGACGUUUUUAGUAAGCAAAAUCCAUAAAACUGUAAUACCAAAAAUAUUGCCGAUACUUCGCGCGAGUCUGUCGCCAGCAGUUUUUGGAACAGACAAGAAAAAAAAUUGCUCCUCCAGACUCGCUCUUCAAUGUGCUUACAGCUUAGAUAUUUCUGUAGUAUAAGGUGCACUUCAUUGCAUUGAAAAUGAAACAAAUUAAUCGAGUAUUGUAACAGAUUGUUGGCAAAUUGUUUUAAUAAAUCGUUCAUUUUU
Messenger RNA from Diabrotica virgifera virgifera (western corn rootworm), 3381 nucleotides. RefSeq names its product kinesin heavy chain (gene Khc). NCBI's taxonomy places the organism in Eukaryota, Metazoa, Arthropoda, Insecta, Coleoptera, Chrysomelidae. The coding region runs from base 156 to 3101 and encodes 981 amino acids. The record is from RefSeq and is a predicted model, not a curated record. Gene Ontology annotation, biological process: microtubule-based movement. Gene Ontology annotation, molecular function: microtubule motor activity; ATP binding; microtubule binding. The transcript has 16 exons.